CCAUCAUCAUUCUCUCAAGCAUUUCAACAAACAGAUCGGAGGAGAUGGCUUUCACAAUCUCCACAAGCUUCUUCCAACCACUCGAAAUCUCCAAAUCCUCGCAGUUCGGAUCCAAAUUGAAGGUGAUCACCAGCAACAACAUCGUCUGUUCUGGUGCAACAGAAGACAAAAGCAAUGAAAAGGGAUCGUUAAAAGCCUGGUCGGCAGCUCUCGCUCUCUCUUCCAUCUUGGUUUCGUCGACUAUCCCGGCGCUUCCAGCCUCCGCCGACAUCUCCGGACUCACUCCGUGUAAAGAGUCCAAACAGUUCGCCAAGAGAGAGAAGCAGUCGCUGAAGAAGCUUGAAAGCUCUCUCAAGCUUUACGCCCCCGAGAGUGCUCCUGCACUUGCUAUUAAGGCUACAAUGGAAAAGACCAAGCGCAGAUUUGACAACUAUGGAAAGCAAGGAUUGUUGUGUGGAUCUGAUGGGCUUCCACACUUGAUAGUGAGUGGAGAUCAAAGGCAUUGGGGAGAGUUCAUUACACCAGGGAUUCUGUUUCUGUACAUUGCUGGAUGGAUUGGGUGGGUUGGAAGGAGUUAUUUGAUUGCUAUUAGGGAUGAGAAGAAGCCUACAAUGAAAGAGAUCAUCAUCGAUGUUCCAUUGGCUUCAAGUUUGGUAUUCCGUGGGUUUAUUUGGCCAGUUGCUGCUUAUCGUGAGUUGUUGAAUGGCGAACUUAUUGACCCAUCUGUCUAACUUCUUUGCUACAACUUUAUAUGUAUCUAAUGUUAUGUAUCUUGUGUUACUUUGAUUUUUGUUAAAAUUAAAGGACAAUUUCGCAA
Messenger RNA from Lactuca sativa (garden lettuce), 817 nucleotides. RefSeq names its product photosystem I subunit F (gene PSAF). Gene Ontology annotation, biological process: photosynthesis. The record is from RefSeq and is a predicted model, not a curated record. Gene Ontology annotation, cellular component: photosystem I reaction center; photosystem I; chloroplast thylakoid membrane. Lineage: Eukaryota; Viridiplantae; Streptophyta; Magnoliopsida; Asterales; Asteraceae.